AGCAGCAGCAGCAACAGAGCAGCGGCAGAGGCUAGCGAGCAGCAGCAACAAAGCAAGCAGCGACAACACAACCAGCAAGCAGCCAAGCAGCGCAUGGAGCAGUAGGCGCGGGGAGAAGCGAGCAGAGCCGGGCGCGGUGUCGCGCGCGUAGACAGACUAACAACGGCGGGCACGGCUGGGGCAGCCAGAAUGCGGCCGGACGGCAGCGGCGAGCGGGGAGGCGAGGCCAUGGCCGGUGCGGGAUGGCGCGGGGCGCGGCUGGGCUAGCGGGGAGGCGCGAGCAGAGGUGCAGCAGCACGGGGCCGGGCACGGUCGAGGGGAGGCGGGGGCGCGCUUGGGUGGGGCCACGAGCGGCACGCGCGGCCAGGCCGCGGCCCGGGCUUGGCCAGGGGCGUGGGGAACGCGGCAACGGGUGGGGCACGACGCUUUGGCCUCAUGGGAGCCCCAGGAGCACGUCAGUGGCUCUGGUUCGACCCGGGGUGGACGAGGUCGACCACCACGAGCUCACCGGCGGGAGCAGAGCCACGGCCGGAACACAACGACUACCGCGAAGGAUCGAUGUGGGAACAAGGGGGCUUCAAAGGAGGAGCUCACGAGGAAUCUGUAGGGAAGGGCAGCAGGCUCGGGGAAGGCGCCGGAGUGCGGGACGGCCCUUAAACUGGUUUUGAAGGUUGAGUUUUUGAGAGCUCUGUUAGACAUGCUUUAAGAACAGUACUACUGCUCCGCUCUGCAAAAUAUCUCCCACCUUCUUCCGCAUCAGCAGCGGCAUCUUCAUCUCCAUCCCACCAGCGCGCCGUGUACAGAGCGAGCGAGGCAUGUUUGAUGGGGUGGAUCGCGGUGCCGUCGUGGCGAUCAAGCGGAUGAGGCUGUGCGCCAUGGAGGAGGAGGUGGAGGAGGGGAUGGAGGUGGACGGGGAAGAGGAGGAGGAGAGGACCGGUGGGUGGGCCUGGGGAGCGCCGGGGCUGGGGAUGGCUGGCCAGCCGGGAGAGCAGAGGGCGGCGGCGAUCGUGGUGGCAGACGCGGUGGAGCCUGACUUCCCCGUCAUCUACGUCAACGCCGCCUUCGAGGCCGCCACGGGGUACCGCGCGCACGAGGUCCUCGGCCGGAACUGCCGAUUCCUACAAUUUCGGGACCCACGUGCCCAAAGACGACAUCCCCUUGUCGAUCCAAUGGUUGUUUCAGAGAUGCGACGAUGCCUCAGUGAUGGAAUUGAAUUCCAAGGUGAACUACUAAAUUUUCGGAAAAAUGGCGCUCCACUGAAUAACCGGUUAAGGCUCAUUCCAAUGCAUGGGGAUGAUGGCGCUUUUACACACAUAAUUGCGAUCCAGUUGUUCUCUGAUGCUAACAUCGAUCCCAGCAACAUAUCUUACCCAGUAUAUAAACCACAGUCCAGCCACAGGCUCAGCAUUCAAGAUAUGAACCGGACUUCUCAUGAGCAUACUCCUAAAGUCCAAUGUUCAGAAUACUGCGCUAUCUUCAACCUCUCGGAUGAAGUUCUAGCUCAUAACAUUUUAUCUCGCCUGUCACCAAGAGAUGUAGCUUCAGUUGGCUCAGUCUGCACUAGAAUGCAUCUGCUGACCAAGAAUGAUCAUCUAAGAAAAAUGGUCUGCCAAAAUGCAUGGGGAAGAGAUGUCACUGGCAGGCUUGAGAUGAGCACCAAGAUGUUAGGAUGGGGUCGUCUUGCAAGAGAACUAACAACUCUCGAGGCAGCCUCUUGGAGGAAGUUCACAGUUGGAGGACGCGUUGAGCCAUCCCGAUGCAAUUUUAGUGCCUGUGCUGUGGGCAACCGCCUCGUCCUUUUUGGCGGGGAGGGGGUCAACAUGCAGCCUAUGAGUGACACCUUUGUGCUUAACCUGGAGGCUCCAAAGCCAGAAUGGUGCCGUGUCAAGGUUUCUGCCUCCCCACCUGGCCGCUGGGGCCACACUCUCUCAUGGCUAAAUGGCUCAUGGCUGGUAGUAUUUGGAGGCUACGGACAGCAAGGUUUGCUUAAUGAUGUCUUCGUCCUUGACCUUGAUGCUCAGACUCCCGCUUGGAGGGAGAUUGCUAGCGACGGUCCGCCACUGCCACGGUCCUGGCAUAGUUCAUGCACCCUGGACGGUUCUAAACUUCUUGUGUCGGGGCGGGGGCUUCUAAGCGACACAUUCCUGCUUGACUUGACGAAGGAGAAGCCAACAUGGAAGGAGAUCCCGACAUCCUGGUCAUCCCGCCUUGGCCAUACCUUGUCUGUUUAUGGUAAGACUAAAAUAUUUAUGUUUGGUGGAUUGGCAAAGAGUGGCUCGCUCCGACUGCGCUCCAGUGAUGCCUACAUAAUGGAUGUUGGUGAAGAGAAUCCACAAUGGAGGCAGCUGGCGACAACUGGGUUUCCAAGCGUUGUUCCUCCGCCAAGGCUUGAUCAUGUCACGGUGAGCCUGCCCUGUGGAAGGAUCAUCAUAUUUGGCGGUUCAAUCGCCGGGCUGCACUCACCCGCUGAGCUCUUCUUGCUUGAUCCGGCUGAGGAAAAGCCGACAUGGAGAAUCCUGAACGUCCCUGGGCAGCCACCCAAGUUCGCUUGGGGACACAGCACCUGCGUGGUUGGUGGCACUAGGAUCUUGGUUCUUGGUGGACACACCGGAGAGGAGUGGAUACUGAAUGAGCUUCACGAGCUCUGCCUCUCAAGCAGGCCCGAUGAAGAUGGAUGAUUAUAGGGUUCUCAUGAUUUUAGACCUUACCUUUAUUCCAUCUCUCUGUCUCUGCUUUUCUAUACAGAAAUGGGUGCAAAAGAAUCUAAAAAGAGUUUGUGGAUGAGAGUUUUAGUAUACCUCGUUGUUUUCAUAUGAUAUAAGGCUGGAAAUCCCUAUGCCACUGUUACUUUUGUUGGUUGUAAAUGCGUUAGUACCACAAUCUUCCCACUAGUAUCUGCUCAUGCGUGUAUGUGGUUUGUAUGUAUCUUGAUGCGAUUUCAGUUAGCAAUAAUUACUGUAUUGUACUACUAACUGACAGAAACAUGAAUGUAUUUUGGAG
Messenger RNA from Triticum aestivum (bread wheat), 3000 nucleotides. Its product is annotated as adagio-like protein 3. NCBI's taxonomy places the organism in Eukaryota, Viridiplantae, Streptophyta, Magnoliopsida, Poales, Poaceae. Gene Ontology annotation, biological process: circadian rhythm; response to blue light. Gene Ontology annotation, cellular component: cytosol; SCF ubiquitin ligase complex; nucleus. Gene Ontology annotation, molecular function: protein binding. The transcript is spliced from 2 exons. The record is from RefSeq and is a predicted model, not a curated record. The coding region runs from base 816 to 2678 and encodes 620 amino acids.